AUGACAAAGGUUUCGCAACUCACUCUUAUUUUUCGUGACAAACUACAAACUAUCCACCAAAACUCCAACAAAACCUCAGUUGUGGUGGAGCAAAAACCGUCGAAUCCUUCGUCAAAGAACGAUAACGAUCAGUUGAACAGUUGGGUUGCUUCUUGGCCAUCGUUCCAGAUGCCUCUUCACUAUCCAAACUUCAGAAAGGAAGAUUACGAGGUUAUGUCGGAGGAAGAACUUGAUCGACUUCUCAAACUAUAUGGUCUACCUACAGAGCUCGGUGACUUGUUUUGCAAACAACAAUUUGCAAUCGGUGCAUUCUUGUGGGAGAAGGGACUAGAUUCUUCUCCGGCUAAACAUGAAUCAGUAAACCAUAAUUCGUCCGUUGGUGAUUUGAGUGAGAGCACUUUGAUGGCAGUGACUACGGCUUUGAAAUAUAUGGUUCACUAUCUUUUUCGAUUCUAG
Molecule: messenger RNA, 456 nt
Organism: Microthlaspi erraticum
Lineage: Eukaryota; Viridiplantae; Streptophyta; Magnoliopsida; Brassicales; Brassicaceae
Source: the annotation of a GenBank genome assembly